This is a messenger RNA of Racocetra fulgida, 332 nucleotides long. The record is from the annotation of a GenBank genome assembly. Lineage: Eukaryota; Fungi; Glomeromycota; Glomeromycetes; Diversisporales; Gigasporaceae.
GAAAACAUAUCUUAAUAUUGGAAGAUAUUUCUUUACUUUCCGCACAUAUUAACAAUAACAAUACAAAUAAUCAAACCAUCAAUGUUCUUUGGUUACCCCAAAGUAACAAUUCCGCACGCAGCCUUAACAGAAUCAAUCGUACACCCCGAGGGGCUACACCACGAACCACACGAACCAGUCGUACAACAUUAUCCCAAAUGGGUCCAACAACCAUAAACUCUAAUCUUCAAGCCACUUUAGAAGCAAACCCAUUAUCACUAACAGUUAACCAAACUUCGCAAAGUCAAGAAAUUCAAUAUCAAAACAAUUUAACAGACCAAGACUCCGCUUAA